AUGGAAUUCGAUAAAGAAUCUCAAAAGCCUGUCUUACCCAAACAACCCUUCAAGAGUGACUCUACAUGGUCGUUUUAUGAAAUAUCCAAGCAUCGUUUCCCCCAGGUGAUCUCAUGUUUAUGCCUUGUUGGGUGGGUAUCACUAUAUGGGAGUAAUUUAAUAAAUAAAAUUGGAUUAACGGGUGAGAUGUUUGCCACUUUAGUCCUAGGAUUUUCAGUUCUACUUUCCCUUGCACGGUUACAAUAUUCGAAAUUCUAUCCCAAUACAACAGAACUAGUUCAGCAGGUGUUAGAAUCGAAUCCCGGAGUAGAUAUCGAGAAAUGGGCCGAAAUUGCAAAUAGACUGAACAUUUACUUUUACCAAGAGCAUCUCUGGCCCAUGCCUCACUUUUUUUUUAAUAAUCAACCUGUUCAACUUGUGUUCAAGGAUAAGGUUUUAAGGCCAUAUCUCGAAGGGAAACUUGACGAUAUUACCGAUAUGGACAAGAUCCAAUCAGCAAAUUGUUAUUUGCAGUCACUAAAUGAAAAGUUCGAAUUAUUAUUGAAGGUUAAUUUGCCAGAACCCGUUUUAAACUCUGAACUACCUAAAGGUACCCACAGAAACAAAUUCUCCUUUUAUGCAACAUAUUUGUCCGUUGGAUUCAUGGUUUGUGAUUAUCAAGCACUAACUUUGCUUAUGAUCGUAAUGGCAUUUAAAUCAAAAACAUUUUUGCCCUUGAUUAAAGCCAUACUUUUCCAGUAUCUUACCUUGAGAAUAUAUCAGGAUUCCUAUUGUAGACUAUAUCCACAGAUGGAUACAAUGCAUGCAAUGAAUUUUUUGGCGAUAAUAAUAAAGGUUAGCCCUGGAAAAGAACCGGCUAAAUGGGACCAAAUAGCCGGGUAUAUGAAUCAAUAUCUAGCUGAGGAAAAUAUCGGCUAUUCUAAGAAUAUAUUUCUCGACGGCAAGCAUUGUUUAAACUGUUACAAGACCUGCUUUGAGCCUCUAUCCGUUAAUAAUGGUCCUUCGAAAUACUGCGAUUUCAAAGAAAUUGUUGAGGUUACGCAACCAAGCGUAAAUGGAGAGACCAAUUAA
This is a messenger RNA of Zygosaccharomyces rouxii, 1071 nucleotides long. RefSeq lists its product as uncharacterized. The coding region runs from base 1 to 1071 and encodes 356 amino acids. The record is from RefSeq and is a predicted model, not a curated record. Lineage: Eukaryota; Fungi; Ascomycota; Saccharomycetes; Saccharomycetales; Saccharomycetaceae. The transcript has a single exon.